Aspergillus novofumigatus IBT 16806 is the source of this 1680-nucleotide messenger RNA. Its product is annotated as S53 family peptidase. Lineage: Eukaryota; Fungi; Ascomycota; Eurotiomycetes; Eurotiales; Aspergillaceae. The record is from RefSeq and is a predicted model, not a curated record. The transcript has 3 exons. Gene Ontology annotation, molecular function: serine-type endopeptidase activity; tripeptidyl-peptidase activity. The coding region runs from base 1 to 1680 and encodes 559 amino acids. Gene Ontology annotation, biological process: proteolysis.
AUGUACUCUCUCGAUGGCUCAGCUCGGCCACAUCCCCCGGCACCUGACAAGGAAAUUGCCUUUACGGUGCUUGUCCGUUCCCAAACCGGUGCCCCUGGUCUGCCCGACCUGACCCAAUGGCAGGCUAUUCCCAUUGCCGAGCGCCAGUUCCUGUCGUCUGCAGAGUUUGAAAGAACUUAUGGCUCCUCCGAACAUGAUGUAUUGAGCGUGGCUUCGUUCUUUGAGGACCGGGGCAUGACCAUCCGGAGCAGACACACCGGUGCAGGGACCGUGGAAGUCCAGGCAAAGACAUCCCAAAUACACUCCGUUUUUAAUGUGCAGCUGUACUACUAUCGAGGGCAGUUGCGGCCCGCGGCUCGCAAGCGGCGCGACGAUAACCAACCCCCUGAGGAGACAUACAUUGGGUUUGAAGGAUCUAUUUCCGUGCCGUCUGCGCUGCAUGACAAAGUCAUCCACAUUUUUGGUCUUGAUACUCGCACAUUUGGCGCAUCCGGCGGAUGCUCGGGGGAUCCGCCCAGCGCCCAACGACUGAUGGUGGCGGAGCUAGCGGCCCUGUAUGGUUUCCCGGCUGGGGUGGACGCCAGCCAACAAACAAUCGGCAUUUUCAGCGGUGAAGGCAAUGACGAGAAGGGCAAAUCCCUGAGCAACUACAGCCCCGCCGAUGUCGCGACUUAUUUCAACAACCAGACGAUUGGCUACAACUGCGCACCCACCGUUGUCCCUGUCUCGCUGACUGUGGGCGGCCAAACGUACAGCAACGAUCCGGAUAAUCCAACCCAGGAGCUCUCGCAGGACAUUAUGACCGCCGCCACCAUUGCACAGGGGUGCACUGUCAACGUCUACUUCAGUGAUCUUACCGAGCAGGGCUGGCUGGCUUUUCUGACGCGCGUGUUAUUCCCGCAGGGGAAGGAAAAGCGUCCCACCAUCGUCUCCAUCAGCUGGACAAUGUACGACGAGCAAACAUACCGUGACAGCCUAUCUUUCCUUUUCCAGCGCCUCGCCGUAGUCGGAACCACAGUCUUCGCUAUCUCCGGCGACUGGGGCGCCAACAACAACAUCAUUGACGGACAGCCACACGUAGGCUGGCCGGGCAGUGACCCCUGGGUGACCUGCGUAGGCGGGACAGUCGUCGGCAACGUGCGCUCCUCAGGCUCGUUCACCGAACACGCAUGGAGCGAUCGAGACAACCCAGACAGCCAGUUUACGAUCGAUGGCCAUCUGGGCGUCACGGGGGGAGGGAUGAGCCGGGUCUUCGCUACACCUCCCUACCAACUGACGGUGGACCGGGGGCGCUUCAUUCCGGAUAUUGCUGGCAUGGUUGGGUUUAGGGGCUUCAUUGUCGAUGGCAAACGGAAUUAUUUCAUAGGUACGAGUUGCAGUACGCCUCUUUACGCGGGGCUUUUUGCUGCGCUAGCCAGCGCCUUGGGAGGGGGAGGAGAAGGAGGGGUGCUGUUUGGACCUCUCAAUACCGUCUUGUAUCAGAUUAACAGGGGUGUGUAUCGGGAUGUCACCUUUGGGCAUAAUGAUUCUGGUGAUAUGCCUGCUUGCGCGUACUUUGUGGCGGAGGAGGGGUACGAUGCUGUGAGUGGGCUCGGGAGUGUCAAUGGACGUAAGAUGCUCGAGGAACUGCGGAGGGUUUAUCGGUCCAAAACGAGGGGGUUUGGCUGUUUUCGGAAUUAG